Messenger RNA from Arabidopsis thaliana (thale cress), 840 nucleotides. Its product is annotated as cytochrome C oxidase assembly protein. The transcript has 4 exons. The record is from RefSeq and is marked reviewed. Gene Ontology annotation, cellular component: mitochondrial membrane; mitochondrial inner membrane. Lineage: Eukaryota; Viridiplantae; Streptophyta; Magnoliopsida; Brassicales; Brassicaceae. Bases 185 to 589 code for a protein of 134 amino acids.
AUUUCCUAAAAGAACGAACGACGCCGUAUACACCGAGAAGCUCAACGUUCGUCAUCACUCUUCUCGCUUCUCGGCGUCUCCAUCGCCGUCUCUAUCUAAUCUCGUCCUGCGUCGACCUAGUGAGCUACUUCAGAUUCCGGCCAUCACGCAGCUCCAGUUGUAUGCUUUGAGAGUUAAUACAAAGAUGACAACAAUCGAAACCGGUCAGAAAACUCAAAAGUCUUCUCCUUCCGGUUCUGGUACUACCCCUACUGGUACUCUUAAGCAGUCAUCAGCAUCGUUUAAAAGGUGGGGAAGGAGACACCCGUUUGUAAGAUAUGGACUUCCGAUGAUAUCUCUCACUGUAUUUGGAGCCCUCGGACUCGGCCAACUCCUUCAAGGCAGUAAGGAUAUUGCAAAGGUAAAAGAUGACCAAGAAUGGGAGAUUAUAGAAACAAGAAAGGCACUUUCGAGAACAGGACCUGUCGAUGCCUAUAAACCUAAAAACACAUCCAUUGAAGAUGAGCUCAAGGCUAUGCAAGAGAAGGUGGACAUAAACACGUACGAGUACAAGAAAAUUCCAAAGCUAAACGAAAGCAAGUCGAGUUAAGAAGAGUCUUUGUAUAAGAUUAGUCUUUUUAGAUGUGUUUCAGUUUUAAAUGACUCUUCAGUUCACAUAAUCGCCCAAGUACAAAUUCCAGUAAGUUCUGUCUGGGCUUCCUAAAACCAAGAACAACGAGGGACUUGCCAAUUGUUGAUAAUACAUGUUGUCGUGUUGAUUUACGACGUCCAAAUAGAUCUGAAAGAGGUUUUAUAACCAGUUAGACUUUACAUCUUUAUACCAAUUUCUACACAACUUUA